Messenger RNA from Cladocopium goreaui, 1599 nucleotides. The record is from the annotation of a GenBank genome assembly. Lineage: Eukaryota; Dinophyceae; Suessiales; Symbiodiniaceae.
AGAUGUACCCCUUGGCCUGUGCCUGAAACCUUUUUCAGUUCGCGAUUUCCCUCACGUGUUCUCGGGCAUCCUAUCGCCUACGCCAUGGCGCCAGUUGCAGUGGUUGACAAGUCUUCAAGGCCAUCUUUAUCUCAAGGGGAGGUCGAGGUGAUUUUGAAGCAAGCAGGGAUCGAGGAGAACUCUCCGGAUGCCUUUCACGGUCGUGGCGGUAUCUCCAUGGUGGUGGCAGUUGCAGUCUUCUCAUCUCUGGCAGGUUUGCUGAUGGGUUUGGAUAUCGGAUACAUCGCGGGAGUCAAGACCAUGGAUUCCUUCUCUGAGGGUUUGCUUCAUGAGGAGAAGAUCAAAGACACCCAGGACAGUUUGAUCACCAUGAUCUUCGGAGUGGGUGCCGCCGUGGCGGCCUUUCCACCGGUCAUGGAUUGCUGCGUCUCGAAGCUGGGCCGGAAGGGCGCCGUGAUCUUCGGAGGCCUCGUCUUCUGCCUAGGGGCUGCACUGCAGGCUCUAGCCAUCAACAUGGCAAUGAUGCUGUUGGGUCGCAUCAUCGCCGGCUUCUCAGUGGGUUUGCUGUCGGGCAACGCCCCGGUCUACACCAGCGAGAUCGCACCCCCUGCGUUGCGCGGCGCGCUGGUCACGGGGUUCCAGUUCGCCAUCACGGUGGGUAUCAUGAUCGCCUUUCUCCUAGCCUUGGUCUUGGAAGAUGUCGAGAAACCCUAUGGCGGAUGGCGAUGGGUCAUCGCGGCACAGAUCGUCCCUGGCAUCAUGCUGGUGAUUGGCGGCAUCUUCAUGCCUGGCUCGCCUCGCUAUUUGGUACAACAAGGCAAGCCUCGGCAGGCGCUGAGGUGUUUGUUGUUGCUGCGCAGCGAGGAUGUGCGUGAAGAGCUGGCGGAGAUUUGCCAAGAGCAUGAGAUGGACUCGACCACGAAGGGCACCUGGGUCGAGUUUUGCUCCGGCGACAACUUGAAACUGCUGGGCAUUGGCGUCAGCAUCCAACUCUUACAGCAACUCUGUGGCAUGAACGCCUUCAUGUACGACGGCCCUUUGAUCUUCGACAAACUCUUCGGCAAUGAACACGCUGGGCGCCUUUUUACCCUAGUCUCAGGUGUGGUCAACAUAUUCGCCACCAUCCCUGGACUUUUCUUGGUGGACAAGUGCGGCCGAACGGUGUUGAUGAAGUGGUCCGCCGUUGGAAUGAUGUUUUGCUCCGGUGUCCUUGCGUCCAUUGGAGACCUGUGCUUCGAGGACGACAUCGGAACUUGUGGUCCUUGGGCCAAGUGGACAGCCACGCUGGCCAUUUGCGGUUUCAUUCUGAACUUUGCAUACGGCUGGGGCGGCAUGGCAUGGGUCUACUGUGCCGAGAUGUUUCCGCAGAAGCACCGGACCAAGGGGGUGGCGGCCACCACCGAUGCCAACUGGGUGGGCAACAUUUUGAUUGCCUUCCUGCCACCGUUGAUGUUUGACACCUGGGGCUUCAACACGUUUUGGGUCUUCGUUGGCACCAACUGUCUCUGCCUCUUCUGCGCCAUGUCUUUGCCAGAGACCAAGGACAAGAGCUUAGAGGAGAUUACCUCGAUGUUCAACCACUGGUUCCACCCAGGUUGA